Molecule: messenger RNA, 678 nt
Organism: Helianthus annuus (common sunflower)
Lineage: Eukaryota; Viridiplantae; Streptophyta; Magnoliopsida; Asterales; Asteraceae
Product: E3 ubiquitin-protein ligase RNF133
Exons: 2
Coding region: 1-678 (225 amino acids)
Cellular component (GO): nucleus
Molecular function (GO): ubiquitin protein ligase activity
Source: RefSeq, a predicted model, not a curated record
AUGGCUAUAUCAGCGACUUCAUACGAGAUUAUACUUCCAGAUUCCCGACAGUUUGUCAUCGUGAACGCGCAACCAGGUGAACGUGUAGAUAACCUACUGAUUAUCAAUCCCUCUCCGACUCAAGUUGCAAUGAUUCAAUGCUACGAAGACAUCCAAUCCGUGUUGUUCGAUGAUGGUGGGCCUGCUUAUACAACUCAUUUGAUGAAACUCGAAAUGAAUAAAGGAUUAGUAACCAGUCUUAUAUCCUUGGAUGGAUCUGAAGUGGUGGAUCAUGAAACGUAUGUGAUGAUUACUAGUAACAUAAUGAAGUAUCAUGAGUCUCUUCAUGCCGAUGACUUGUCCGAGGAAACAACGGAUCAGGAGAAAGAAGAAGAAGAAGAGGACAUUUGUGCGAUUUGUCUGCAAGAAUUCGAGGUGGGUGAGACGUGUGUGGCACUCGAAUGCAACCACGGAUAUCAUCAAGAAUGCAUUGAGAAAUGGUUGCAGCAGAAGAACAAUUGUCCGAUUUGUAGGGCUAAAUUGUCGGCAUUACAAGGCUAUCGAAAAAGAACCCAGCCCAUUGGAGUUGAUUCGAUCACAACGGUGAAGGUGGGGUUUGAGAUGCAAGUUGGGGUUGAGGAGCUCGGAGAUGGUACUGGAAAGACUGUGAAGGUGGUGCACAGGAAAGGUGGGGGUUGA